Messenger RNA from Periophthalmus magnuspinnatus, 6462 nucleotides. RefSeq names its product receptor-type tyrosine-protein phosphatase N2-like. Gene Ontology annotation, cellular component: secretory granule. The record is from RefSeq and is a predicted model, not a curated record. Gene Ontology annotation, biological process: protein dephosphorylation. Lineage: Eukaryota; Metazoa; Chordata; Actinopteri; Gobiiformes; Gobiidae. The transcript is spliced from 24 exons. The coding region runs from base 179 to 3211 and encodes 1010 amino acids. Gene Ontology annotation, molecular function: protein tyrosine phosphatase activity.
CCUCUCCGCCUACAUCCACUCUCCUCCUCCGGGCGCCCUGUCCCCGGGAUCAGCGCCUCUUCCCCGGCUCGGAACACCCCCGCGGCUCGUUGCGCAGGGACCAUGGCCUUUUAGCCUGUGGACCGCGCGUUUAUAUUAGAUUAGAUUUGGUUUUUACUCGCGGCGGAGUGGACUCGCCAUGGCUCCUCUCUCUUCGCUCCACCUGCUCCUGCUCCUCGCCUUUUCUCACCGUCACCUCCUGGUUUCUGCAGACCGAAGAUUUGGUUGCCUGUUUGACACUGAGCUGUGUUCUUCACACGAGAUCUGCAUCAACGAUGGGAUGUUCGGCAGGUGUCACCGGCGCCCCCUACAGGACCUCUUCUCCUACGACGUGUCUCCUUCGGUGGUGCAGAGGUUCAGGCUGCUUUUGCAGAAAUUGUCGAGUCGAGGUUUGACAUGGGAGGACGACAUCACUCAGAAAAUCCUGUCUAAAGAACUGUCCAAACUGAGGAGAAUCCCUUUAAGACCCCAGCCUGGACCAGGAUCUGGACCAGGACCCGAGCCGGUCUACAGCCCUGAAGGCCGGCCUCAGGCUCUGGACCCAGUGGAGCAGAGGGUGGAGCCGGUGGAGCAGGAGCUAAGGAGGAACCUGCAGAUGUAUCUCCAGAGAGUGGGACUUCUGCCCAAAGCCUCUGCUGCUGCUGCUGCGGUCAGUGGGAAGCUCAGUCGCCUCCAGCCAUCCACCGCAGUGAAGCCUCCUUUCCCCCAGAAACUCUCUCAGGAUGCAGAUGAACGCCUCCUGGUGGACACUCUGAGGCAGCUGCUCUCCUCCAGUAUGUCCCAGACCGGAGGAGGGGGCAGAGAGACUCCAGCAGCCCGCCCCCGGCCCUCCUUCAGUGGGAGCAGAACAGGAGCGCGGGACCCUCUUAGCUCUGUGGACGAGCGUUUCAUCGAGAGUGUUUUGAGAAACAUCUGGAGAGAGCAUGUGGACGUGGACUCUCUCUCUCAACACGAUGUAGACCAGCUCUCCACCUUCAUCACAGACGCUCUGCAGGUGGUAGACCGGGACCAGGGCCGAAAGCAAGACAGGGAUCUGAGCCAGGAUCUGAGCCAGGGACCAUCCGAGGCCCAGGGAGGACAGACCGCACCCGGGCUCAGAGAGGUGGAGCCGGAGGAUGGAGAAGAAUCACCAAAAGGCACCCCAAAAACACCAACCAUACAAGAAGACCGCCGCUCUGAUGACCAGAAGCUGAGUGUGAAGCCUGAAGGAGAGCAGCUGUUGAACAAGCUCCUGACCUACCUGGACAAGACCUCAGUCCUGGACUCAGACCGAUCCAGACCCGCUCCUAAACCCGGUCUGAACGCUGGCUCUCCUGUGGACUCUGUGAACUCUGUGGACUCCUCUUUGGGCUCCUCUUUGGGGGGUCGGGUCGUGGGUUUGGAGAGCGUUCAGAGCAGGACCAGAGAAGGGACAGUGUCUGUGCAGAAGAAGGACACCAGAGCUCAGUCUGUGGAGGAGCUGUCCGAGGUGCUGGGCUGGGUGAAGGAGGUCCAACCUGCUCCUGCUGCUGUGCUCUAUGGAAAACCUCAAGGUGGACCACGAGGAGAACCACGAGGAGGCCUUCAAGGAGAACCACGAGGGAAAGCAGUCCAGGUCCCAGAGCUUGAGCUGGACGUGAGGACCAACCGCAGGAAACCAGACAAGGACGAGUUUGGCUAUGUCAUCACUGACACUGAUGGUCUACAGACAGAUGAAGGGCUGCACCUGAUGGAGGUCCUGGCUCACAUGUCAAACAUCCACAUGGCAAACUUUGCAGAGCUCUCAGUGGUGGGGCCUGCGGUGACCUUCAAAGUGAGUCCAAACCAGCAGAACGUAUCUACAGCAGACGUGGCCCGAGUCGCAGUGGACCAGAAGGACACUCUGGAGCGGGAGACGAAGUUUAAGAUCCUGGAGGCUGGAGUCGCAGAUGAGACCCAGAUAAACCAGAUUCCCACUAAGUACAGUCAGGCUGAGUCGACUAAGUUCCUGGUCCUGACGGUCGUGUCCAUCCUGUGCAUUAUCCUGGUUCUCCUGGGCUCUACUGUGAUCUACUGUCUGAGGAACCGCUCCCACCACAAACUCAAGGAGAAGCUCAGCACUCUGGGACAGGAGAGCAGCGCCGACCCCACCUCCACCUACCAGGAGCUGUGUCGCCAGCGCAUGUCAGUCAAACCCUCAGAGCGCUCGGAGCCCUUGUCUUCUCGCAUAAAUAGUGUGUCGUCUCAGUUCUCCGAUGCAGCAGCAGGUCUGAGCAGUCCCUCGGGUCGGGCCAGUCUCUCCUCAUGGAGCGAAGAACCAGCCGCCUCCAGCCUGGACAUCUCCACUGGUCACAUGAUCUUGGCGUACAUGGAGGACCACCUAAAGAAUAAGGACCGUUUGGAGCAGGAGUGGGAGGCUCUGUGUGCAUACCAGGCUGAGCCCAACAGCGCCACCAUUGGGCUUAAGGAUGGAAAUGCCAAGAAGAACCGCUCGGCCGCUGUAGUAGCGUAUGAUCACUCCAGAAUCACGCUGAAAGUGGAGAACAGCCAGGCCAACUCCGACUACAUCAACGCCAGCCCCAUCAUGGACCACGACCCCAGGAGCCCCGCCUACAUCGCCACCCAAGGCCCCCUGCCCUCCACUGUGGCCGACUUCUGGCAGAUGGUGUGGGAGAAUGGAUGUGUGGUCAUUGUUAUGCUCACUCCUCUGGUGGAGAGCGGCGUCAAACAGUGUUACCACUACUGGCCUGACGAGGGAUCCAACCUGUAUCACAUCUAUGAGGUGAACCUGGUGUCCGAGCACAUCUGGUGUGAUGACUUCCUGGUUCGGAGCUUCUACUUGAAGAACAUGCAAACCAACGAGACACGCACCGUCACGCAGUUCCACUUCCUGACCUGGCUGAGCUCAGGGGCACCAGACAACAGCCGCACGCUGCUCGACUUCCGCAGGAAAGUGAACAAAUGUUACCGCGGCCGCUCCUGCCCCAUCAUCGUGCACUGCAGUGACGGAGCGGGCAGGACUGGCACCUACAUCCUCAUCGACAUGGUCCUCAACAAGAUGGCAAAAGGAGCCAAGGAAAUUGACAUCGCAGCGACACUGGAGCAUCUGAGGGACCAGAGACCAGGGAUGGUCCAGACUAAGGACCAGUUUGAGUUCGCCUUGACGACGGUUGCCGAGGAGGUGAACGCCAUCUUGAAAGCCCUGCCGCAGUAGAAGAGAGACCCCAUUUGACCUCUGACCCUGUGGACCCCUGCUGUGUCUGGGUCUUUGCUUUGUCGGCCAUUUUGUGUCUGUCCCUCUCCAGUUUCCCUUGGUCUGUGCAUUACGUCAUUGUCCAAUUUUUACUGUUCAUCAGAUUUAAGUGCAAUUUUUGGUUUUCAUUUUGACAUAAUUAUGAUAAUUAUGAGGACUUUACACUGUACAAGUGCUGGACCUACAGAAAUAUUGUGAGAGAACAUCCUCAAGUGUUUUAAGUGUUCACUGUUGCCCCUGACGCACAAAACUACACUGUAAAAAUAUUGUUCACAUGAGUUAAAAUGACUUGAAUUCACCAGAGUCCAGUCAACUUAGUUAGAAUAGUUCAGAGUCAUUUAGAGAUUUCGUCUAUCCAUGGGUUUCAGAGUGAUGAAAAUCACUUGUUAAUUGCCAUAGCAAUUAACAAUUCAAAUAUUACAUCUCAAAAUAUCACAUAUAAACAGGGAGUUGAAGCUCAUGAAUAGAUUGCAGAGACAACUUAAAGUUGCGCCAUGUAACUUUUCUCUUGGUUCAAUAAUUAAACCAAAUCUACAGAAGUCAAACUGACAAACAGCAUUAUGAAUCGCCCUGUCGUUUUAACCACUGUAAAUGUAUUUUUGUAGUUUUGUGCAAAUCCAAAAACUCUUAAAAUAUGUAUUUCUGAUCUUAUAUUUUGUUGUACACUUUGAGAUGCAGUGUGAUUAGCUUAGCGGCUAACUGUCCAUUCUAAACACAUCUAUGAGAUAUGACUUGAGUACACUUGUGUUUCUGUAUUGAUGCUUCAGUAGCAGUUGUAUGUAGCAUUUCUGGCUGCACUGCACAUGUUCAAAUGGCAUUGAAUAUUCUAUCUAUUUUAAAUAUAUUUAGUGACACGUUUUAGACUCGGGAUGUGGGGUCACCUCUUCUGCUUUUUGAAUGAAACAGUAAAAGUUCAAAAUUAUGGCAAAAUGAUUGGUCUGUAUAAUGCUCCGCCCACAAGCCUACGUCUCUCCACGCUCCCACACAACAAUCCUCCAUAAAUAUACAAAAACUGAACACAAAACUGUACUCUACAACUUCACAAACCUGAUGCGAUGUGCAGUAGUUUCAGAAGCGGAAUGCACUCUGAUUGUUUUGUGAUAGUGCUCUGAAGGGGGAGUGACUUAGCGCAGAGAACAUGUAAAUAUGUUAUGUGUCAACACUUAUAGAAGUAAAAUACCCCCUCCUUAAGGAACCUGCAUUUAAAGUGAAUGGCCUUCAAAAACAUAGAGGAGCACUUCUGGAUGACCACCUGGUGAUGUCACCAGGUGGAAGAGCGUGUUUGUACAUCAGAGCAGAGCAGGUGACCUUCAAAAGUACUUUUGUUUAUUUGUUUAUUGAAUCUACAUUUGGACAGUUCUUUAAAUUAUGUUAUUGUAGAUCAGAUUUGCAUUGUUUUGUAUGGACAUUCCUCUGUCUCUGCAUGCACCCACCUCCCUCUCUCUCUUCCUCCUUUCUCCUCUCUCUGUCAUUCUCCUCUCUCUCUCAUUCUCCUCUCUCUCAUUCUGUCUCUCACUCUCCUCUCUCUCUCUCUCUCUCUGUCUCUCUCUCUCACUUUCCUCCCUCAUUCUGUUUCUCAUUUUCCUCUCUCUCUCAUUCUCCUCUCUCUCUCAUUCUGUCUCUCAUUCUCCUCUCUCUCUCAUUCUGUCUCUCAUUCUCCUCUCUCUCAUUCUGUCUCUCAUUCUCCUCUCUCUCAUUCUGUCUCACUCUCCUCUUCCUCUCUCCCUGUGUCACUCUCUUCUUCCUUUCUCAUUCUCUCUCUCGCUCUCUCCUCUCCCUCUUUCAUUCUGUCUCUCUCUUUCCUCUCCCUCUCUCGCUCCUCUCCCUCUCUCCCUUCUUCUCCCCGUGUCCCACUCUCCCUCGUUCAUUCUGGCCCGGUCUCAUCUAUCUCCCUCGCUCUUUCUUGUAUUUCCUCUUAAAUGUUUUGGAUCUGAGUCCGAACACGUUUUAAAUCCUGUGAGAUUCUGAUGAAAGAAAAACCGACGCAGUGGAAAUGAUGCAACUCUGCAGCAAAACAUGUCAUUUUAUCCACUGCAAAAACGCUGGAAAAGAUCUCUAAAAACACAGCAAAAACACCCAAAAAACAGGGUAAAAACUCUCUAAAAACAUCACCUAGAGGCUGUUUAAAUGACUCCAGUUCAGAAUAUUAUUGGUAAAGUCUCUGUGCUUGAUUUUUACUGCGUUAAAAACUUUAAAAACAGAACUAGCUCAUUUUAAACAGUUUGCAGUGGUCCAAAGUUAUCCUACGCUCACCUUAUACAUUCUGAACAUCCUAAUUAUUCACCAUGAUGAGUUUAUAAGCGCUUUUCACAACUUUUAGAGACCAGAGCGGAGCUUUGCUAACAACAACUAAUUAAUGUACGAUAUAAGACUUUAUGAUUAGAUGCAGACAGCGCACAGAGGACUUGACAUCGACAGCUACUCAUGUAAAAUAUCUGUACUGGGGCAAAUACUCUAAUACUCUAAUACUGUCGUAACGGGUGUGUGUGGCGGACCAAAGGAUGCAGACUCGGGGAAUAUUUACAGGAUUUAUUGUAAGAAUAGGACAAUGUACAACCAGUGGGUGAUCCGGAGGUGAGCAGGUGAACAGGAAACACAGGGACCGAGGACAUGAAGGGACGAUGGGAAGACAGGCAGACCAGACGGGCGUAGGGCAGAGCGGGCAGGAGACAUCCCGGGCCGGAGCACGACAGGAACGUGGACAUGCAGUGACACGACAAUGAUGAAGAGAACACGACAAUGAUCCCGCGCUGAGUCUCUUCUCCCAGCUCCCUUUAUGUGCAGCAGGUGAGUUGAUUGCACUGAUGGGCUGCAGGUGUGCACAGGAGCCAGGAGCCCAGCCCAGAUCUGGCAGGUGAGGGAGGGAAAGAGCAGGACAGGAGGAAAACCAGGAGUGGACAGUGCGGAUCAUGACAAAUACCCUUUAAAUAGAACAUAUGUAUUGUUAAGAGAUGAAAGUCCAGUCUAACUUCUGAAGUCGAUGUAAACCUGUAAAAACUCAAACAAAGAAGAAAUAUUCAGAACUAAAGUGAUUUAAACUCAGAUGUGUUUUUGCAGUGUGAUUUGAGCUUGUGAAUUUGUCUCAACUCGAGAACAAAAUGCUGUAAAGAGAGUUCUCUCAUUAAACCGCUGUGCUCAGAAUCUGUCUGUGUAAAUAUGAAAAAUAUUUUUGUUCUAUUGGUGUAAAACAGAAUAAAUCUAUUGUUGAAGCA